Messenger RNA from Momordica charantia (bitter melon), 3540 nucleotides. The record is from RefSeq and is a predicted model, not a curated record. NCBI's taxonomy places the organism in Eukaryota, Viridiplantae, Streptophyta, Magnoliopsida, Cucurbitales, Cucurbitaceae.
AAAUCCUUGUCUUCUCUUCCUAAUUUUGGGUGAUCCAGCUGCUUCCCGUACCCUGAAAUUAGUUUUUGUUCUACUUUCGUUUUGGUCGUUUCUGUGUGCUGCUGCUGCCUUCUCCGGAGGAGCUCUGGUUUUAGACUUCUUAGUUUAACGAAAAUCUCUUUAAUGGGGGGGUUUUUUUGGGCUAUUUCUUUUUCAAUUACUGAACAAAGAAACAGCUUAAGAAUAACAUAACAAUUGAAAAAUCCAGUUGCUUGCAGUGGAUGAUGACCCAAUUGUAAUGCGAUUGCGUUGAAUGGGUUAUCUUAUGGGUUUCGUACAAGCAACUUCUCUUCUUUCGAGUCCUCUUCCUAUUUGACGUUCUGGAAGUUGGUUCUGCUUUUUGGUUGGUGUUGAUAUUCUCUUGUACAUCUUUAGGCGAGAAAGGCCUUGAGGGGAGGUAGAGGGGAAAGGAAUUUUAAGCCCAGAUAUGCUCCUCUUCGUUCCAUUGUAAUGGAGGAAUUGUUAAUUGAAAAAAUCUGGGUGUUUAGUCGUUGUAUUGGCGAUGACGAAAUGUGUGUCGUUGGCUAUUCCUUUGAAUGGAGGUUGGAGGAAGUUUGCUCGCUGUAAUUUUUUGAUAUCUCACAUCUGCUUGAGUUUCUCUAUGAAAAACUCCAUGGGCAUGGAAGAGGGUAUGUCUAAAUCAUGGAUGCACUUGGAAGAUACAUAGCAUUGGCUUAUAUUUAGAUCUGGGAAAUGCACUCUUUUGAUCUUUCUUCUUUCAUCAGGAUACUAAUGAGCAUAGGUAAUUAAGAAUUUAAAAUCAUAGUGCUUAAAGGUAGAAGAUCAUCCAGUAGAAACAUUGGUAGAAGUGUAGGCAUCUGGUAUCCAACAGCAACAGAAGCAAACUCUAAGCUCUCUCAACACACACUCUUAAGGAAGGACGUAUAUGUAUUCGUUGAGAAAAGAGAAAGGAACUGGAGUAAAAUCCCAUUCAAAAUAUAAUAAUUAGUUUUUUGGGAAGAUCGGCAUUUAGCAAUGGGCUUACCGCAAGUCCCCAUAAGUGGAACAACUGAGGAGGUACCACCAGCUGGUUCAUUGAGCAUGUUUCUGCAGAGCCCUCCACGUUUUAACGAUGUGAGCUCAUGCAAUUUGGCUGGAAUCCGUAAUGGAGGCUUGAGCCGGUGUACUGGGAGUUCGCCAUGCUCUUCUUCUGGAGAUUCUGAGAGAAACUUCUAUAUGGAGCUUCCAAAUUUUCAUGAGAACUUGUCUAAAGUUGGAGGGAGAUUGGAAAACUCUUCCAAUUAUCAUGGUCCAAAAAUUGGCUCUAUGGAUGAUGGCCGCUGGUUUAACUCUAAAUGUGGACGAGAUAGCCAUAAUCCGGUUUCUAGGAUAGUUGGAUUUGUGUCAGGGGAAACUAGUUCUAGAAAUGAUGGAAGCACGGUUGAUAUUAGGGUCAGUGAAACCGAGUCCAGUGGGUCAGCAGUUAGAAAGCGGCUGUUAUCUCCACUGAGUAGCAUGCUUUUUCCAGACCAAUUUAAGGGUGAUCAGUUGGACAUUGGUAGCAGAAGUAUCCAAACUGAUGCCUCUAUAUCUGAAAAUUUAAGAACUUCUGCAGCUCAUGAUUUUAAGAAAGCCAAUGUUGGAAGUAAAAAUGACAUUACCUUGCAAACGUGGUCUCUAGCAGGUCUAUUGGAACAGAAGAAAAUGCUGUAUGGCAGCGGCGUUGUGAAAUCCAUUGUUUUUCAUGAUGGUCCUCUGAUAGAAAACAAGAAAUCUCUAGUUCAGGAUGAAAUUUUAUCUUGUCCAGGACAUGAUGAACUCUGUAAGUUGAGUCGAGUAAGAACCCAUGUGGAGUCUGAAAGUCUGUCUCCCGAGACCGUGUCUGUGGUACCACUUUCUUUGUCACCUCUUGGUCCAAAGAUUUCAGAGAGAAUGAAAAAUGCAGGAAGAUGCAGAGACGUCAAGAAAGAAAAUAUUGGUUAUCAUUCACUUCGCGAUAUAGAAAAAUCAUUUGGUGGUUCAGACUCGCAUAUUUUAUUUGCCUCUGACGAAGAGGAAAUCAAAUCAUUUGAAGAUGUUAUUUUGGAGAAAGAGUUUCGGCCGUCCUCCUUGGAAAAUUCCAAGAGCGUAAGUUGGUUUAUGUCGCAGGAGCUGGUCCCUACUUCCCCGAGCAUGCGGUUUGUUCGAAGUUUGAGUGGACUUCCCAUUAGGAGAUCGUUGGUUGGUUCAUUUGAGGAGUCUUUAUUAUCUGGUCGAUUCUUAUCUGGAAAACUUUGUCAGAAAAUUGAUGGUUUUCUGGCUGUGCUAAGCAUUACUGGAGGGAACUUCUCGCCACAGUCCCAGAAGCUUCCAUUUUCAGUAGCAAGUGUGGAUGGAGAUCGCUACUUACUAUAUUAUGCAUCCAUUGAUCUUGCUAAAAAUUCUUUACUAAACAAGUAUAGGGUACAAAAAUCCAAACAAGUUUCAAGCAACGAUGAGUCCCAAAUGGUGAAGAGCCGCCUUCGGGUUCCUAUGAAAGGGCGCAUACAACUGGUUCUCAGCAAUCCCGAGAAGACACCCCUGCACACUUUUCUCUGCAAGUAUGAUUUGAGUGACAUGCCAGCCGGUACUAAGACCUUCUUGCGCCAGAAGGCUACUUUAGGUUCGUCCAAUACACCAACUUCUUCACUGUCGAGAGAAGGGAAGUUCGAUCACGACAAUAAAAUGGCCGACAAUGUGACUUUAGCCUCCCAAAGAGGCGAUGCUGAAGUGGUUAGCAAUAACGGAACAGAUAUCAAUGGAGUUAAGGCUCUGUGCAAAGGGGAGGAUGUGCAAAUGGGGAAAGAAAGCUCUAACGUGGUCGACUUUAUUGAUGAUGGGGAUGGAUCGGAGCGAGUUUUCAAUAACCGAAAGACAGAUGCUGGUGCGCUCCUGGGCCUUGAGAAUCAAUGCCAGAGGGGGGCUGAUCAGAAGGAUGGUUGCUGGGUUGAUACUUGCUGUGGAACUGACAGGAAGGUGUUGCAUGUUUGUUCAAAGGUCAAUGAGAAUUCUGCAGGUGCUCUCCGCUAUGCCCUUCACCUCCGAUUCCUCUGUCCAUUUCCCAAAAAAUCUUCUCGAUCGUCUCGGAAAUGCAAACCCGAUUCCCUCUCCAUGCAAAACAAGCAUAACUUAGAUAUAGAAGGCGAAAGGAAAUUCUAUCUGUACAACGACUUAAGGGUCGUCUUCCCKCAGCGCCAUUCAGAUGCCGAUGAGGGCAAGUUGAAGGUGGAAUACCAUUUUCCAGAAGAUCCAAGAUACUUCAGCAUCAGCUGACAAUGGCUUCCUCCAUAUCUCUAUCAAAAAAAUGCAAAAGGCUUCUUCUUUUCUAACAUAUCCAUGUAAUGUACAUAUUUUUCUUCUUCUUCUGUCAUUUCCCUCUCAAAAAUGGCGUUAACCCAGUUCAGUUAUCAUCAUCCUGUAUAGAAUCUGCCUUCAUAUUGAACAAAGUUUUUACCCUUCACUGCCUGCUGUGGCACUGUUCCAAAGCUCAGACAACUUUAAUGUUGGAAAACAAAAUAAUAAUGAAACUAAGUAUUUCAUUAA